CAAAUAAACACUGAGAGGGCUGUACUGGUUUGUUAUUGUUAUUAUUGUUGUCUUAUUGUUGUAUAUGCUUAACAAUUUUCCGUUUGGUUUCCAACAUGUUCGACGAAAUAAACGAAAUGUCGCCCGAAUUAUUAGAACUGGACGCAAGCGCCACCGAAAGCUCACUACCCGAUAAAUCUAAGGGUAAAUACGAGGCCGUCUACAAGAAUUUCGUGGCAUGGCAAGCGACACAGAAAACGAAAUCGUUCUCCGAGAACGUCCUGUUGGUUUACUUCAACGAACAAGCGAAGAAGUACAAGUCGUCGACGUUGUGGGCCUUCUAUUCGAUGCUCAAGAGCACACUGAACAUCUAUCACAACGUACACAUCGAGAACUACACCAAACUGUUGACGUUUUUGAAAUGCAAAUCGGUGGGCCACUGCCCCAAAAAGGCCAAGAUUUUCACGCCGGACGAAGUGAAUAAAUUCAUCAAAGAGGCACCGGAUGACAGCUUCCUCAUGACGAAGGUGGCUUUGAUCAUGGGCCUUGUGGGGGCCUGUCGCAUUCAGGAUUUGUAUUCUUUAAAGUUCGGCGACAUACAAGACUACAAUGGGGCGCUGAUCGUGAACAUCCCAGUGAGCAAAACAAAAAACAGACCUUUCACUGUGUCGGGUGAAUUCUAUGUGAUCUGCAAAAAGUACAUGGACAUCCGUCCGUCCCGGUCUAAAAGCUCGGCAUUUUUUCUGAAUUAUCAGAACGGCAAGUGCGGCAUCCAAAGAGUGGGCAUUAACAAGCUGGCCUCCAUGGGGAAACAAAUUGCCACGUAUUUGAAAGUGAAAAAUCCUGAACUGUAUACGGGACACAGUUUACGGAGGUCGUCCGCAACGAUUUGCGUCGGCGGUGGUGGUUAUAUUAUACCUGUUAAAAAGGCUGGACGCUGGGUGUCAACCACCAGUCACGAAACUAAUACAGAUGAUGACAAUAAGUCAGAUGAUGGGAACGAGAUUAUAAAUGAAACGAUUUCAAGCUCCAGCAGUAGCAUCAACAAAAGCAACGAACUGACGGAACAUUCAGCCCCAGCCAUAGACUUUGUUAAUUGCAACAACGAAGACUUUGAGUCUAAUGAUGGUCUGAUGGAAUAUUUCAUAAAUGAAAACGAACCUGACCAAUCAAAGGAAACAAAUAAUUCUCUACAAUCAAUUAAAUCGGAGCCCGAAUCACCGUCUUCGACUCCAUCUCCUAUAGUUAGGGCGUUUCAUGAUCCGGAGGGUAAAAGUAUACAAAAUCAAUCUGGAAAUGAUGAUGAUUGUGACCCCUUCUGUCGCAUGGUUGCAGCCGAGUUAAGACUAAUUAAAAAUCCUUCAAUUAGAAGGAGAGUCAAAACUAAAAUCUUUAGUAUUUUAAUGGAGGAACAAGAAGCGGAUGAUUAAAUAAAUAAAAAGACUAAAUGAAUUAAAAAAAUUUAUUUCGAAUGUUUACUGCAUGUUAUUUGUACAGCUAUUCAGUUAUAACUAUAUAAUUUAUUUAUUUUAUAAUAGGACAAUAAAAUAUACUUAAAAAUUAACGUUUAUAAUACUUAUAAAAAU
Messenger RNA from Aethina tumida (small hive beetle), 1565 nucleotides. RefSeq lists its product as uncharacterized. Gene Ontology annotation, molecular function: DNA binding. The transcript is spliced from 4 exons. The record is from RefSeq and is a predicted model, not a curated record. Gene Ontology annotation, biological process: DNA recombination; DNA integration. Bases 96 to 1409 code for a protein of 437 amino acids. Lineage: Eukaryota; Metazoa; Arthropoda; Insecta; Coleoptera; Nitidulidae.